Molecule: messenger RNA, 170 nt
Organism: Paraglomus occultum
Lineage: Eukaryota; Fungi; Glomeromycota; Glomeromycetes; Paraglomerales; Paraglomeraceae
Source: the annotation of a GenBank genome assembly
GCAGCGCAUCAACGCUUCAAGAGAUGGUGAAUGUCGCAUCUAAAUAUGUCCCAGCCAAAGGGCUCAAGUGUCAAUUUGUAUCAGUGCCGUCUACACUCGCGCUGAAAGAUCACUUAGUUGGCAUUGCUGAAAGCAUAAAAAAGCAUCAGCCAACUCUUAUCAGGGGUUAA